Malania oleifera is the source of this 1391-nucleotide messenger RNA. RefSeq lists its product as uncharacterized. The record is from RefSeq and is a predicted model, not a curated record. The coding region runs from base 271 to 1128 and encodes 285 amino acids. NCBI's taxonomy places the organism in Eukaryota, Viridiplantae, Streptophyta, Magnoliopsida, Santalales, Ximeniaceae. The transcript has 7 exons.
UUUUGGUCCAUGUUAAUACAUAAUCCGUUUAAGACUUUCAUUUAAAACAAAUGAAUUAUAUGUCAAUCUCAUGAACUAUUUUUCCUGUCCGCAAAUAAUCCUCCCAGUUUUCCUCGCGACCACACGAUACGCUUUUCCCAAUGACUGCAAACGAAAAACUUCAGAGAGAGUUCUUGGAAAGAAACUUGAAGUCUUGCAGCUGAAAAAAGAGCCAUGCAUCCCCUAUGAGUAUAAACAACGAAAAACCUUUCUAGAGCUGGCAUCUUUCCUAUGUCAACACUUCUGCAAAUCUCCAUUAAUUUCUCCGCCGCUCUCAGCGGUUUGCAUGACGACCCAUGUAAAAAAACGCAAUGCUGUUUUGGGUGGAAGCUGCUUCAACCCGUUAACUGUUACUACUCACUCUUGCGAACAAAGAUGGGCUGUGUUCCUGAAAAUGGGCUCGCAGUGGCAGAGGGGGGUUUCGGAGAGAGAUGGUCUUUCAUGGGGUUGGGCGGGAGCAGGGGCGUAGGUGGGAUUUUGAGCAGAAAGGAGGAGUGCAGGAGAAAGAAGAGGGGGGUUGUAGUUAGAUUUAAGCAGGGGUUUGGGCUUAAUGGAGGAGGAGGAGGAGGAGGAGGCGGCGGCGGCGGUGGGAGAGAUAACAGUGCUAAUGCAAGGCUCUUGGGUAAUCUUGCUUUGGCUAUUGGCCUCACUUAUCUCUCCAUGACUGGCCAGCUUGGUUGGGUUUUGGAUGCAAUUGUUUCCAUUUGGCUUCUUGCAGUGCUUCUGCCAAUUUUGGGUUUAGGAGCUUUUCUAUGGUGGGCUGGAAGGGAUAUAAUUCAAAGCAGUUUGAUCGAAUUGCCCUCACAUUAUCUGGUGUAUAUGCAGUGCCCGAACUGUGGAAAUAAUUUUCAAAUAUUCAAUGUAAUCUGUUACAGAUCGUCUUUGAAUGAUGAAUUGCAGCUGUGUCCCUUCUGCAGUCAACCAUUCUCAGUGGUGGGCAAUAAGUUCGUGAAAGAUUCCACAAAUUUCUCCAACCAAUCUUCGACAUUUGGACAAAUGUUCAAUGACUUCUCUCCUCACACCAAGAAAGGUAAGGAUUCUUCUGCUGCAGUUGUUGAUGUUGAAGCAGACAUUAAAGAUGCAGACUGAGGCUGCUUACCCUGAAUCAGCUCAUAUGCAUGAACUGAAUGAAACUCUGAAAGAAUGAACCCAUCACGCUGGAGUAGGACUGCAGGAGUGCGCUCUCUAGCGAGCAAAUCAACUUCUCAACUGUAUUUUGACCUGUCUAUUAUUUAUUGGGAAUUUUUUCUUUUUCCUGUGGUCUUGUGCUUGUAAAUUUCUUGAGAUUGUAUGCAGGAAGAAAAAUUUCUUGAGAUUGUAUGUGGACACUAUCUAAAGAAAAUUUUGAUCAA